AGGGCUCCCCACUAUACUAUCAACCAAUCUGUGCUUAGUGUCACAGAUGUCAAGGAUGAUACUAAGAAGAAAACGAAAGAGAGCAAGAAAGAACGAAAGAGAGAUACAUAGAAGAGAGAGAGAGAUACAUUGAAAGAUAGUAAAAAAAGAAGGGAAAUUGACCUGUUACACAGUAAGUUUUGUAGGUCGCGCUGGAUGUUAGCGAUCGAUCGGGAUCCACACUUCAAUACUACCCACCAAUAAGCGCAGUAGGCCUGUACGAUAGGCGUUAGGGGCAGAGGAAUCUAAUCAAGCAUUGGCCCCUUCCCACCCUCCUUUGGGAGGCGGGGGGGGGGGAGAGGGAAAGUUGGCAUUAUCAACAGACCGUGUUUUCUAACCCGGGCUGGGGCCCUUUUACCACCAGUACCGGCUACGCCACAUACGACGAACGACGUCAACAAAGACCAAGAAUCGGCGGUGACGAUGAAGGCACCAAUGAAGGUACUGCUGGUGUGCUGUGCCAUUUCGAUAGCCAGCACCACCGGCACCGACACGACGCCCGAUAACAACCUUACGGUCCCGAUCAACUUUCCCGUCUUUUUCCGCAGUCGCUUCAAUCCACGCACGAUGCAGCAGAACGAGCGGCUCAUACCGGCCUUCGAUGACAGCGAUGUACGGUUGUUGCUGCGUCCCCAUACCACAGCUUCCUCUUAUACGACGCCACAAUCAAACCAGCGUGCCGAUCAGCCGACGACCGAGGCCGUGCCCGAGUCGCUGGAGCAGGAACCGGAGUGUGGCGACCUACCGCCCGGUGCCGAUGGUUUCCCCUGGGUAGCGGUGCUGGAGCACGCCGGCCCCCAGCAGGGCAGUCCGCGCAAGCGUACCCUCAGCAAGGGCGUCCUGAUCGAUCGCCAGCACGUCCUGACGACCGUGUCGAGCGUGCACAACUCGCAUCCGACCUGGGUUGUGACGAGCGUUCGGCUGGGCGACGUCCCAACCCGCCGCCACAGCACGCACGCGGGCAACUCGAGCCAGAGAGCGAACGGUACCCAGCGGUACGAAAUCGAGACGGUGUUCCUGCACGAAAGCAAGGACAUUGCGCUAAUCCGGCUGGCGAACGGGGGCGUCCAGCAGCUGACCGACUCGGUUCGCCCGAUCUGCGUACCGCGGGAGGACUACCGGCUGGAGAGCUUCAAGAUUUCGUCGCACGUCUGCCAGCGCAGCCAGGUGGUGUCGACGGCGACGGGCCGUCAUGGUAGCCGAGUCAGCCGGAGCAAGCUGCAGCCGCUCGAGCUGAUCAGUGGCGACGCCUGCAACCAGCUGCUGCGGCCGCAUGGUGCCCGACUGCCGGUCAAGAGCUUCUGUGCGCGGGAGUCGGCGGAAGAUAACUGCACUGGCUCGCUCGGCGGUCCUGCCGUUGCCACCGUACGGGGUCGGUAUCACGUGCUCGGACUGCGCUCCUACCUGCAAACCGAGACAACCGUCGAGGGCCUGGACAUCCCCAGCAUAUAUGUGCGAGUUGGCGGCCUGCGCAAAUGGAUAUCGGCAGUGAUCAAGGCUAUCGGCGAAUAGGCGGUGCGUUAUCGUCGCGUUCACUGAUUACGGUAUAUUCGGUAAGGUACUGCAGUGUCGGCGAGGUAGCACAGACAUCAGGGACCAAUGGCUCAAUCAGAAUCUUCUCGGGACAAACCCUCAAAUCAACUUAUUACAUCACCUGCAUCUGAAAGAAGCCAGAUCCUCAAAUCUCUGCAAUGUAUAAAUAGCACCAUCACGUACAUCUCCCAGCCACGGCGACAUCAAUCAAGUACGCGUUCCAGAACGCUCCCAAGAGAUGGCUUUUGUUUUUUAUUCGCCUUUUUUUUGAAUUGAAUAAUCAAUUUGUUCUCGAACAACAAAAUGAAUUCCGAUCGACUAUCAACCAUCUUUUCGUCGCACGAUGGUGAUCUUGUCUUUUUAGGUUAAAUGCCACGACCUCUCCCAUUCGGUCGCGGGCAUGAUAAGCAAAGCAAUAAAGCGCAUGUUCCCCGCCGGUUCACUACUGGUCUACUGGCCAGAGGGGCCAAUCAAUGGAUAAUUCGCACGCGUUUGCUUAUGUUGGAGAGAAAGCUUUUUUUCGUUUGUUUAAUGGUUUGCAUUUUUUCCUGGAAUUCCAAGGCCCGAUUGGAACCUUAUCAGGCGAUGGCAAUUUUAAACUGUCAAAUUAAAAACUGCUUAUCGCACACGCCAAUUCCCAUGUUUUUUUUAUGUUCUUGUGGCAGAUGAAGAUUACUUACAAGAGAUUAUAUUCUUCUAUAGGAAAAUGUGAGACAUCUUGCCAAUGGCUUUAAUCAAUAAACAAGAAUGCAAGUCCACACAAA
Anopheles arabiensis is the source of this 2336-nucleotide messenger RNA. Its product is annotated as serine protease 48-like. Gene Ontology annotation, molecular function: serine-type endopeptidase activity. The transcript is spliced from 3 exons. Gene Ontology annotation, biological process: proteolysis. The record is from RefSeq and is a predicted model, not a curated record. Lineage: Eukaryota; Metazoa; Arthropoda; Insecta; Diptera; Culicidae. Bases 463 to 1551 code for a protein of 362 amino acids.